Molecule: messenger RNA, 2742 nt
Organism: Triticum dicoccoides
Lineage: Eukaryota; Viridiplantae; Streptophyta; Magnoliopsida; Poales; Poaceae
Product: pentatricopeptide repeat-containing protein At2g17140-like
Exons: 4
Coding region: 1-2619 (872 amino acids)
Molecular function (GO): protein binding
Source: RefSeq, a predicted model, not a curated record
AUGUCCACCUCCCCCUCCGCCGCCACCCCCCUGCUCGCGCUCCUCCGCCGCAACGCCGCCAACCCCGCCGCCGCGCUUCGCCUCUUCCUCGACCUCUCCUCCCCGGCAUCCCCUCCGCCGCCGCACUCCACCUCGUUCCUCUCCCGCCUCCUCGCCGCCGAUCCCUCCGGCCACCCGCUCCUCCCGCGCCUCCUCGCCCACAUCCUCUCCCUCCCGGACCCCGCCCCGCACCUCCUCGCGCUCCUCUCCGCCGCAUCCGCCUCCCCGCGGGUCCCACUCGACUUCUCCCUCUCCGCCUUCCGCUCCCUCCGCGCGCUCCCUGGCCCCGCGCUCCGCCCGCCGCCCACCCCCGUCUACAACCGCCUCCUCCUCGCCGCGCUCGCCGAGUCCCGCCUCGACCUCGUCGAGUCGCUCUACAAGGAUCUCCUCCUCUCCGGCGCCGCACCCGACGUCUUCACCCGCAACACCCUGCUGCAGGCGCUCUGUGCCGCCGGCCGCAUGGACCUCGCACGCAGGGUGUUCGACGCGAUGCCCGCCAGGAACGACUUCAGCUUCGGGAUCCUGGCGCGAGGGUACUGCCGCGCGGGCAGGAGCGCCGACGCGCUUGGGGUGCUCGACGAAAUGCCGAGGAUGAACCUGGUGGUCUGCAACACGGUGGUGGCGGGGUUCUGCCGGGAGGGCCAGGUGGACCAGGCUGAGAGGCUGGUGGAACGGAUGCGGGCGCAGGGGCUCUCGCCCAAUGUGGUCACGUUCAAUGGCAGGAUCUCUGCGCUCUGCAAGGCUGGCCGGGUGCUGGAGGCAUACAGGAUAUUCAAUGAUAUGCAGGAGGCCCUGGAGCCAGGUCUGCCGAGGCCUGACCAGGUGACGUUCGACGUGAUGCUCAGCGGGUUCUGUGAUGCCGGGAUGGUGGAUGAGGCAAGGGUGUUGGUGGACAUUAUGAGAUGUGGUGGGUUCCUGAGGAAGGUCGAGAGUUACAACCGCUGGUUGUCAGGAUUGGUGAGGAAUGGUAAGAUCGGAGAGGCGCAAGAGUUGCUGAGCGAGAUGGCUCAUGAGGGUGUCCAGCCUAAUAGCUAUACAUACAACAUCAUUGUCGAUGGAUUGUGUAAGGAGGGCAAGUCGUUUGAUGUAAGGAGAGUGGAAGAUUUUGUGAGGAGUGGUGUGAUGACACCAGAUGUUGUGACUUAUACUAGUUUGCUCCGUGCUUAUUGCUCGAAGGGAAACACUGUCGCUGCCAACAGGAUCCUUGAUGAGAUGGCACAGAAGGGGUGUGCCCCAAAUUUGUUCACUUACAAUGUUUUGCUGGAGAGUUUGUGGAAAGCUGGUAGGACUACAGAGGUAGAAAGGUUGUUGGAGAGGAUGGGUGAGAAAGGAUAUAGCUUGGAUACAACAAGCUGCAAUAUCAUUAUUGAUGGACUAUGCAGAAGCAGUAAAUUAGAUAUGGCUAUGGACAUUGUCGAUGAAAUGUGGAAUGAAGGAAGUUUGUCUCUUGGCAGAUUGGGUAGUUCGUUUUCAAGUUUAGCGAGUGAUUCUUUCCUCAGCAAAAAAUGUCUACCUGACCGAAUCACUUACACAACUUUGAUGAAUGCAUUGUGCAAAGAAGGAAGGUUCGACGAAGCAAAGAAACGAUUACUUGAGAUGAUAGCAAAAGAUAUUUCUCCUGAUUCAGUUAUAUAUGAUACCUUUAUUCACGGUUAUUGCAACCAUGGCAAGACAUCUUCAGCCAUUAAGGUUCUGAGAGACAUGGAAAAGAAAGGUUUCAAUCCAAGCACAAGGUCAUACAACUUGUUGAUUUGGGGAUUUCAAGAAAAACACAUGUCGGAUGAAAUCCUUGAAUUGAUGAGUGAAAUGAAGGAGAAGGGGAUCUCUUCUAACGUCAUGACCUACAAUAGCUUGAUAAAAUCCUUUUGUGAACAAGGAAUGAUGAACGAAGCAAUGCCUUUGUUAGAUGAAAUGUUACAGAAUGAAAUAGUUCCUAAUGUGACUUCUUUUGGCUUGUUGAUCAAGGCUUUUUGUAAGAUUGCAGAUUUCUCUGCAGCUCAGAGGGUAUUUGAUGUUGCUUUGAGUACAUGUGGUCAGAAGGAAGUGCUCUAUUGCUUAAUGUGCGCCGAACUCUCCACUUAUGCUAGGUGGAUAGAAGCCAAGAACAUUCUUGAAAUAGCACUUGAAAUGAGAAUCCCUAUCCAAAGUUUCCCAUAUAAGAAGAUCAUCGUGGGGCUCUGCAGUGUUCAUGAGGCAGACCAAGCACAUAGUCUUCUCAAGUUGUUUAUAGCUAAAGGAUAUUCAUUUGAUCCAGCCACAUUCAUGCCUGUCAUAGAUGCACUAAGUGAAACGGGAAAGAAGCAGGAUGCUGAUGUACUGUCGGAAAAGAUGAUGGAAAUGGCAGAUGGUAAUGUUGGUCAUGCUGCUGUUUCUGGUGUGGUUACCACUGGAAGCCGGAAGCAUGAGCAUGACAAGUAUGCUGAAAGUGAUUGGCAUUCCCUUCUGCACAGAGAUGACAGUGCUCGCACGAUUAUGAAAAUUACCAAUAGAGUGAGAACAGGAUGGGGCCAAAGAGGCAAUAUAUACGAGCAUAAAAGGCAGCAGGAUGAUGACAUUUAUGUACUUGAGAACAGUGGCUGAAGAGAAGAUUCACUGGUGAUUUGGAGUAGUUGCUGUCACGAAUGUUGUGCACAGCGACAUGCCCUGAUGCUGUUCCAGAUUGCAUACUGGCAAAAGGGGACGAGGAGGAGGAUUGGGGUGAGG